CACCCUGCAAGUGAUGGUGUCGCACUUCACGUCAUAGGCUGAGGACCUCCAACUCCCAAACAGUGAGUAACUCAAACCAGUUUGACAAUAAACUUUUCCACUGGGAUAACAAACAGGGAGACGGCACAGAGGAGAUCAGCCACCAAGCAUGACCCAGAUGAUCAUUUUCUGUUAAGGCUCCCUCAGUCAAAACCCAGCAACAAUGCACCACCGUUCUGGAAGUUGCCAAGCCACAAACUGCAUUGAUUACCAGAGCUGAGGUUUACUGCAAAUCAACAGAACACGUUUAUUUCAAGCUUAAGCUUGAUUAGUGUGUUGACAGUAUUACUUUGAUACACUAAAACCAGAUUAAACAGGAAUCUGUUGGCUCAAAUUACUGGAAAUUUCCCUGUUAGAGUGUAAGCACACUUGUAUGUUAUAUUCUGGGUUCUGGGGUCAUUACUAGAAAAGUGCUCAACCAUGGCCACCGUCAUCAUGGAGAUGGCAGACAUUGCAGUUGUAGUAAUCUACUUUAUCCUGGUGUUAGCAAUUGGUUUAUUUGCCACGUGGAAAGCCAAUAAGAGCACAGUGAGCGGCUACUUCCUUGCUGGUCGCUCCAUGAACUGGGCGGCUGUUGGAGCAUCUCUAUUCGUCAGCAACAUAGGAAGUGAGCAUUUCAUUGGACUAGCUGGAUCAGGUGCUGCUGGCGGGUUAAGCGUGGCUGCAUGGGAAUUAAAUGCUCUAUUUCUGCUCCAGUUGUUAGGCUGGAUUUUUAUCCCAGUGUAUAUUCACUCCGGAGUCUACACCAUGCCAGAGUACCUGUCCAAACGGUUUGGAGGUUACCGACUGAAAGUGUAUUUUGCAGUGUUAUCUCUUGUUGUGUACAUGUUCACCAAGCUGUCUGUGGAUCUCUAUGCCGGAGCGUUGUUCAUUCAGGAAUCAUUAGGGUGGAACCUCUAUCUGUCAAUCAUCAUCCUCAUCACCAUGACAGCUGUGCUGACGGUCACUGGAGGUCUGGUCGCUGUCAUCUACACGGAUACGAUUCAGGCAUUUGUCAUGAUCACCGGAGCACUCUGCCUAACAGGCAUCAGCCUCUUCAAAGUGGGAGGACUUGAAGGAGUUUGGACCAAGUACAUGCAGGCUACUCCAAACAUCACUGCCAUCUUGCUGUCUUCACCCAACCUGACGUAUUCUGAAUCCUGCUACCUUCACCUCCACCCAAAGCCAGAUGCCCUGAAGAUACUACGAGGACCGAGGGAUCCACACCUGCCUUGGCCCGGUUUCUUAUUGGGCCAGACUUUUGCCUCGAUGUGCUACUGGUGCGCAGAUCAAGUGAUUGUACAGCGGGUUCUGGCAGCGAAGAACAUCGCCCACUCUAAGGGCUCUACCCUUAUGGCUGGCUGUCUGAAAAUCCUCCCAACGUUCAUCAUUGUCAUCCCAGGGAUGAUUUCCAGGAUCUUCUUUGCUGAUGAGUUAGUGUGUAUCAGUCCUGAGCACUGCAUGGAAGUGUGCGGUUCUGCAGCCGGAUGUAGCAACGUGGCUUACCCACGGCUCGUCAUGUCAGUGAUGCCUGUUGGUCUCCGCGGCCUGAUGAUGGCUGUCAUGAUCGCAGCUCUAAUGAGCGACUUGGACUCCAUCUUCAAUUCAGCGAGCACCAUAUUCACGCUGGAUAUUUACAAGAUGCUACGGAAGAAGGCUUCAUCCAGGGAGCUGGUGAUAGUCGGCAGGUUGUUUGUGGUUGUCAUGGUGAUCAUCAGCAUUGCCUGGGUGCCGGUCAUUAUUGAAAUGCAGGGAGGCCAGGUGUUCUAUUACAUCCAAGAAGUAAUAGAUUACCUGACUCCACCCAUAGCUGCUCUCUUUUUGAUUGCUGUCCUGUGGCAUCGUUGCAAUGAGACAGGUGCCUUUUGGGGAGGCUUGGUAGGAUCUGCCAUUGGAGUCAUACGACUGAUUUUGGCAUUUGUUUACCGCGAGCCUCCCUGCAACCAGCCCGAUGAGCGGCCGUCUUUCAUCAAAGAUGUUCAUUUCAUGUAUGUGGCAACCGUCUUGUUUUGGGUGUCAGCUUUGGUGACUGUUGUUGUGAGUCUCUGCACUCCUCCGCCCAGGAAAGAGCAGAUCAAAACCACAACUCUGUGGGGGUUAAACAAGAGAAAGAGGCUAAAAGAGCAAGAAAAAGAGAAAGCUGGAGGAGAUGUCCAUGCUUUGAAGCCUCUGAACCACGAGAUCCUUAAUGUAAAGAGUUUGCCUGGCAAAGACGAGCAUCAUAACCAAGAAAAAAUGCUCUAUGGCAUUGAGGCUCGUCAUGAAAAUGCUAAACCAAGCACUGGUCAUGAAACACACCUUCCAAUACAGAAUCCUGGUACCCCAACAGUUUCUGAUCCUAAAAUGCUAGAAGAGGGUGAAGGGAUAGAAGUGAAGGAUGAGGAAGAUGAAGGUUAUGCUGGAGGAGGAGGAGGAGGAGGAGGAGGAAGAGGAGGAGUGGAGGGUGGGAGGUGUAUGAAGGCUUUCACGUGUUUCUGCGGCUUCCGGCAUAAGCCAUCCAGAGCUCAGGUUAUUAAAGUCCAGGAACAGGAAAGGACCGUGGAUGAGCUUCUCUAUGAACCUCCAAAAACCAGAAUCAUCCUGAACAUAGGACUGGUGCUAAUUUGCUCAGCUGACAUCUUUCUCCUUAUCUAUUUCUCUGUAUAGGCUUGUUUAGUUCCAAGCAGUGGGACACAUUUGUCAUCAUACUAGAAGCAGGAAUGUUCUGCAAAUCAAGCUAAGUUCACACUACACGACUCAAAGUCAUCUGAUUACUGUAUCAUGGACACUACACAACUGUUGCUGGGUGGUACUUGCCACGUCAAUGCUCCAUCCAUAAAAUUGGGGUUGCAUGCAACAUUUUCAGAGUAAAAAAAAAGCUGGAGUGUUUGGAGUCUCUGUCACAAUCGAUUCAAUUUUUAAAAACAUGGGGUUUGUACAUUAAGUCCUUGUUAAGAGUGAUUAUUCUCUCUUGACCAAUCAGAAGCCUGCAGUGUCUGCAGCUCCACCUUAUAGUACUGAAUCAGUGUGCUAGGUAGACACAGUAGGGGGGUGACAAAAAAUGGGACAGAAUGGAACAUUUCUGUUGGUACCAUCCACAACUUUUGAUAAUGCAAACACAAAAUUAACUCUUCUGAUGUGUGCUCAAAUUAACUGCUUUGUGGAAACAAGGGUAAAGUGAAAACUCUUAAUACUCACGUAUUGGUAAAUUCACAUUUUGUUUUGCACAUUUUCUUUAAAACUGCAUCACAUCUGUAUAACAUGAAAUUGCAAAGUUAUUAGUGAAGCAGUUUUAUUGCAAAAAAAAUCAGCUUUGCAGUUACAAUGCCGGUUAAAGGGUAAAACACACAUUUUAUCAAUAUUAAUAAUCAUUGUAAUCAGUUUCUUUUUAGGCAGAAGUUACCCAGGGGGUUUGGCAUUGGUUUCUUCACAUUGUAGUAACUAGUGGGGAAUGCACAAGAGUUUAUUAGCAGUGUUUCCAAGUGCAACUUAAAACCUUUUAUAAUAUUUUCUACAUAACCUACUACAUAAUCUUUUUUAUCUGUGUGGGAUGUGCACACUAGGUGCUUUACGACCAUAUAACAUUACAGUGUAAAACACAACACUGUGGCUGUGCAACACUUUUGGGGUUUUCAGGAGAAUUAACUAUUAUUGGAAAUGUGUAACAAUCAUGUGUUCAGCUUUUUUGGCAGUGUUUUAUAAUUGUAAGGGUGGUCAGUUUCAAUACUUUGGAGAGUGUUAGUGCUGUGUUAUAAUAACAUGCAGAUCAUACUAUGUAUUAGCAACACUAGCUCCUCCUUCGUGUUGAAAAAUAAUGAGCAUGUUUUAAGCUGCACACAAGGAUGUGCUGGGAAAAUAAACAUUUAAUUGUCAGUAUUUUUUCCAUUAAUUUCCUACACCUAUUGUAGAACUCAACUCAAGUGCUUUAAAUUUAUGAACAUAACUGUGAAUUGUGGUGUUAUUGUAUUUGUUUGUAAGAACCAAUUACAAGCCUGAAUUGAGAUGUAAAGGGGAGGACCUCCUCUCCUGGAGUUAAGUUCCCCUGAAGUCAGUGGAGAACAAAAAUGUCUGUAUCAAAAUAUUGCCAUGAUUAUGUUAUAUAUUCAUAUUAUUUUCCUCUGUCCUUGACUAAGACGGCUGUGAAAAUUACAGAAUGGAAACCUUUCAUUAUAUUCCCACUUACAUUUCCACAGAAAGUCCCUCUCAGUUCAGUGGAUAAAUACCACAAAAAAACAUAAAAUUUCGAUCAUACGACUUGCUUCUUCUUCGGCCCAAGUGAAAACAUGAACAACACCACUCUGCCAUUGCGACCCACACUGUGGUCGAAGGUGGAACUGCAUCUUGAAUUACAGAAGCAAGGCGCUAUGUUUUAUUCUUUCAGUUAAAAACCUAUGUUGUAACAAAGCCUGUUUAUUUUCAUUUUUUUCACCAAUACAGGUCUGUGGUUUGCAUAAAGUUGUGGCACGCACAUUCCCUGAAGUCUGUUGUUGCAGUGCACAUAUCCCCAGGUACAGACCAGUAAUGUUUAGUUUCAGAUGUGGACAGAAGGUAGAUCUGACCUUUGAAGACCAUAAGACGUCAAAUUCAAGAUGGUUGAAUGUCCGACGGGUCUAAUGUUCAAAUGCAUUAAAUUUCAAACCAGACAGGGUUGAAAAACACUUUUAAGUUUCAUUUCUAACUAAUUUAGGGAUGCUGAUUCAUUUUGUGAUACUUCUGAGAUCUCUAUAGCUCAAUAAAAUAUGAUUAGAUAAUGCAUAGACAAGAUUUGUAUAAAAAAUCUGGACCCAUCGCCUGUUUUUAUGAGAGGGGGGUGCAGAACAAGACUGAAUAAAAGCACUGCAGUUUGAGAAAACAAGGCUGCUUCUGACAUUGUGUAAUCACCCUGAGGACAUGUAUGUACUGUUAACUGCUCCAACUGCCACUGCUGUACUCAAUGUACUAAUUAUAUAUUUUGGCACUGACAUUAAAUGAUCUCACGCACCUCUGGGUGGGGAAAAGAUCAGUAGCUUAUGUGCCAAAUACAGUCAUCUGCAAAUUUGAACAGUUUAUAAAUCGUAAAUAAAUAUAAAGUAAAUAAAGA
This is a messenger RNA of Plectropomus leopardus (leopard coralgrouper), 5077 nucleotides long. Its product is annotated as sodium/myo-inositol cotransporter-like. NCBI's taxonomy places the organism in Eukaryota, Metazoa, Chordata, Actinopteri, Perciformes, Serranidae. Gene Ontology annotation, molecular function: D-glucose:sodium symporter activity. Gene Ontology annotation, cellular component: plasma membrane. The record is from RefSeq and is a predicted model, not a curated record. Gene Ontology annotation, biological process: inositol metabolic process; transmembrane transport; myo-inositol transport.